Messenger RNA from Rhincodon typus (whale shark), 5058 nucleotides. RefSeq names its product zinc finger protein 227-like. Bases 273 to 1472 code for a protein of 399 amino acids. Gene Ontology annotation, molecular function: RNA polymerase II cis-regulatory region sequence-specific DNA binding; DNA-binding transcription factor activity. The record is from RefSeq and is a predicted model, not a curated record. Lineage: Eukaryota; Metazoa; Chordata; Chondrichthyes; Orectolobiformes; Rhincodontidae. Gene Ontology annotation, biological process: regulation of transcription by RNA polymerase II. The transcript has a single exon.
GAGCUUUGACAUAUCAUCAGAUCUGAAACUGGUCAGUGGUGUGGAGCCUUCCAUCGGAACCAACCUUUCUGAAGGUUUGGCUGUGGGUGAUCGGUCAGGGUGAGGCUGGAAGAAGUGUGAGUGGCUCCAAGUAUGGUGAGAGUUUCCAUCAUUCAUCGAGCCUCAUGAACCAGGGACUCAUUCCUACAGGUGAGAGACUGUUCCAGUGUGAGGUGGUAUCAUCCAUGUUGUAAGAUCCCCUCACAUGUCGAGUGCACCUGUUGAUCUGCCACAUGGAAGAGAAUCCAGUCAAGUCUGAGAUGUGUGACCAAGAUUUCCGACGUACCUCAAAUUUUCACAUGCACCAGAGCAAUCACACUGGAGAGAAGCCAUUCACAUGUAAGGAAUGCAAUCAAUCAUUUGCAUUCUCAUCAAUUCUCCACAAACACCAGUUUAUUCACACACGGGUGAAACCAUUCACAUGCGAGGUGUGUGACAAAUCAUUCUGGCACUCAAUGAAUUUCCGCGUACAUCAACGCAUUCAUACAGGGGAGAAACCCUUCAAGUGUGAAGUGUGCGAGAAAUCCUUCUCCCAGUCAUCAAAUCUCCAGAGACAUCAACGUAUUCACACUGGGGAGAAACCUUUCAAGUGCAAAGUGUGUGACAAAUCCUUUUCGCAGUUAUCAAAUCUCCACAUACACCAACAAAGUCACACAGGGGAGAAACCAUUCAUAUGCGAGGUGUGUAACAAAUCAUUCUCAUCUUUAGUGACCCUCCGGGUACACCAACGCAUUCACACAGGAGAGAAACCAUUCACCUGUGAGGUGUGUGACAAAGCUUUCACACAGUUAUCACACCUGCUGGUCCAUCAGACAAUCCACACAGGAGAAAAACCCUUCAAAUGUGAGGUCUGUGAUAAAGCUUUCACAACAUCGACCAGGCUUCUGAUGCAUCAGAGUGUCCACACAGGGGAGAAGCCUUUCAGAUGUGAGGUGUGCAACAAAUCCUUCUCAAAGUCAUCAAACCUCCAUGCACAUCAACGUAUUCACACAGGAGAGAAACCAUUCACAUGUGAUGUGUGUGACAAAUCAUUCUCCGAAUCAUCCACACUCCGCAUACAUCAACGUGUUCACACAGGGGAGAAACCUUUUACCUGUGAAGUAUGUAACAAAUCAUUCUCCCGCUCCUCUAAACUUCGUGCCCACCAAUACAUUCAUACAGGAGAGAGGCCAUUCACAUGCGAGGUGUGUGACAAAUCAUUCUCGCACUCAGUGAGCCUCCGUAUACAUCACCGCAUUCACACAGGGGAGAAGCCAUUCGUGUGUGGAGCGUGUGACAAAGCCUUCUCAUGUUCAUCAAGCCUCCUGGUCCAUCGGACAGUCCACACAGGAGAGAAACCCUUCAAAUGUGAGGUUUGUGAUAAAAGUUUCACGCAGUCUACAAGCCUCCUGAGACAUCAGAAAGUCCACACGGGAGAAACUGUACAGGUGUGAAUUUACUGAAGAUGCUUCCAGCCUGUCCUCUCCUGAGGCGUCAGAGGAUUCACCAAGUGCACAGUCUAUUCAAGUGUGAGGUGUGUAACAAGGGCUUUGGACAAUCAUUGAUCCGAUGACACACCGGGUUCUUUCACACGAGGGAGUAAUCAUUUAACAGGCAAGGUUGCUUUCAUAACAUCUUCACCCUCCUCAGAUAGCUGAGGAUUCAUAUGGGGAGAACCCGUCGGGUGAAAUGUUUGUGACAAGGCUUUUACCCACUCCUCCAAACUCCUGAAGCACAGUGAAUCCACACUGUGACAAACCUUUCAGAUAUGAUAUGUGUUACAGGCCUUUUACACAGCUAGCGUACAACACACACACAGGGGACACGCUAACAGUGUGAGUUCUGUUCAAAAUCCCCACACGUUUGUCACACCUCAUGAAAGAGUCAGACUGGAUCCUCUGGGAUGUAGUGAUCCAUUGACCUUGUUAAUAUCAUUCAAUUAGAUCGUGGCCUAUCUGUGUAUCAACAAUCUACCUAUCUUGACUCUGUAACCCUUAACCUCUUGCCUAACAAUAAAUCGAUCAAUCACAGUUUUGAAAUUUUCAGUUGAUCCCAAGCUUCAACAGAUUUUUGUUUGGAGACAGUUCCGGAUUUCCAGUCCCCUUUUUGUGAAGUGUUUGCUGAUAUCACCCUAAACAGCCUCAUUCUAACUUUAAUGCUGUGCCCCUUGUUCUGGACUCUCCCAGAGGUAUCGUUCCUCUCAAACUAUUUGAUCAAGUUCUUUACUCAUCUUCAAACAUUUCAAUUGGAUUAACCCUUAAUUUUCUGCACUUUGGGAAUAUAAACUCAGUCUGUGAAACCUGUCCUUGUGAUUUAACCCUUUUAGCCCCUGAAAUAUUUCAGUGAAUCUGUGCUGCACUUCUUUCAAGGAAAAUAUGUCCUUCCUGACCAGUGGUGCCCACAACUGAAUACAGCUAGGGUCUAAACAGAGCUCUGUCUGGGAGGACUACUGUUCUAGGUAUGGUGAGGGAGUGGGUCUGAGUCUGUACAGACCUGAGUUUGUCUUUGAGACUUUGUUAUUUUGGUGCAAAUUGAAUUUUGUCUUCAUUUCCUCCUGUUGUUUCAAUCUUCUGCAUAGAUUUAAUAACACGUAAUAAAUUGUAUUUUGGCAAAACGGGAUCUGUCAGCCUGGUGUUUCUAUUCACUGAAAUACUCAGGAUCCUACAGUAAGAUUCCUGUAAUAUAUUGGUCAAGUCACUGUGGAAUGGGACAAUUUUUCCAUCAAUUGAAUUUAUAGUGUACAGGAAGCAGUAUGUUUCUCAAAGAAAGAAAGACUCUCAUGUAUAUAUACGUUUCCACAAACUCGGGCUGACAACAAGUACUUUGCUGGCUUACCAUUUUCAGAUUGAAAAUAUCUUCCAUCGUGUAGUGUGGCACUAUCAUCAUGCUAAAUAUGACAGACUUUGGAGAGAUUGAGCAGUUCAAGACUGGGCAUCCAUGAACUGUUGUGGCACACUACAUGUGUGCCAAACAGCAUAAACAGCAAGUGAUAGAGCUAAGCAAUUCCCAGAAUCAAUGGAUCAGAUAAGCUAAGCAGUCCUGCCAUGUCCAGCAGUGAAACUCACUGGAGGAGAAAUCUGCACAAAUAUCCCCAUCCAUAUUGAUGGAAGAGCUCAACACAUCAGUGAAAAAGAUGAGGCUCAAGCAUUUACAACAAUUUUCAGCAGAAGUACCAAGUGGAUGGAUUAUCUUGGCCUCCUCUGGUGGUCCCCAGCAUCACAGAUGCCAGUCUCUGCUUCAAUUCACUCUAUGUGAUAUCAAGAAGAGGUCUGAGACACUGGAUACUGCAAAGGUUAUGGGCCCAGAUAACAUUCCAGCAAUAGUACUGAAGACUUGUUCUCCAGAACUAAUCAUACACCUGGCCAAGCUACUCCAGUACAGUUACAACACUGGUAACUACCUGGCGAUGUGGAAAAUUCCUCAGCUAUGUCCUGCACACAAAAAGUAGAAUGUAUCCAACCUGGCCAGUUACCGCCCCAUCAGUCUAUUCUGAUGGAAGGUGUCACCAACAGCGCUAUCAAGCAGCAUGUGCUCGGCAAUAACCUGCUCAGUGAUGCUCAGUUUGGGUUCCACCAGAGCUACUCAGCUCCUGACCUAAAUACAGCCUUGGUUCAAGCAUGGACAAAAGAGCUGAAUUCAACAGUGAGGUGAGAGUGACAGCCUUUGUCAUCAAGGCCAUAUUUGAUCGAGUGUAACAUCAAGGAGCCAGAGCAAAACUGGAGUCAAUGGCCAUCAGAGGGCAAAAUCCUCGUUGGUUGGAGUCAUACCUGACACAGAGGAGGAUGGUUGUGCUUGUUGGGGAUCAGUGAUCUUAGCUCAGGACAUGACUGCAGGAGUUCCUCAAGUUAGUGUCCCAGGCCCAACCAUCUUCAGCUGCCUCCUCAACAACCUGCCCUCCAUCAUGUGGUCAGAGGUUGGGUUGUUCACCAAUGGUUACACAAUGUUCAGCACCAUUCAUAACUCUUCAGAUACUGAAGCAGUCUAUAUCCAAAUGCAUUAAGACUUGGACAACAUCCAGGCUUGGGCUGAAAAGUGGCAAGCAGAAUUUGUACCACACAAAUGCCAGGCAAUGACCAUCUCCAAUGCCAAACAAUCUAACUACUGCCUCUUGACAUUCAAUAGUUUUUUCAUCAUUGAAUCCCCCACUACCAACUUCCUCGGUGUUACCAUUGAGCAGAAACUGAACUGGACUAGCCAUAUAAGUAAUGUGACAACAGACUGGGUCAGAGGCUCAGAAUCCUGCAGUGAGUAACUCAUGUCUUGUCUCUUCAAGCCCUGUCCACCAUCUACAAGGCACAAGUCAGGAAUGUGAUGGAAUACUCCCAUUGCCUGGAUAAGUGCAACACUCAAGAAACUUUACACCAUCCAGGACAAAGCAGUCCACUUGCCUGGCACUACAUCUACAGACAUCUACUCCCUCCACCCCUGACUUUCAGUAACAGCAGUGUAUACUAUCUUCAAGAUACCCUGAAGAAAUUCACCAAUGAUCCUUAGAGAGCACCUUCCAAACCCUCUACCACCUAGAAGGACAUAAACAGCAAAUACUUGGGAACACCACCACCUGCAAGUUCCUGACUUGACAGGAUAUAUAUCAGGGUCCCUGGGUAAAAAUCCUGAAAUUCUCUCUAACAGCACUGUGGAUCUACUGACAGCACAUGGAGUGCAGGGACUCAAGACGUCAGCUCACCAUCACUUUAGAGAGAACAGAAGGGCUUUGUUUGAGGUCUUAUCUGAAAGGUGGUUUCUUUGACAAUGUGGCUUUGCCUCCCUCUUUUAUGCCAGACUAUUCUGUGAUUGCGUCAAAUUCAAUCAAAGAUUCUCCAUCACCAUACCUUGCCGACUGUCAUUUCCCAAUGUUGGUUAGGGAUAGGGACAUCGUGCACAGGAAGAAGUGCUUCCUCAGCUCAUCUGUUGCUCAAACCCUCAUUAUAUACCUUUCAAAUGUUAUGAGUUAACUGGGAAGAGUACACUAUCUGAUUUUGUGGUCCCAGUUAUGGGGGAAUGCCCAGAUAAUGUUACUAAAGUGAUUGUUUACUAAAA